Gaeumannomyces tritici R3-111a-1 is the source of this 819-nucleotide messenger RNA. RefSeq lists its product as hypothetical. Gene Ontology annotation, molecular function: oxidoreductase activity. The transcript has 4 exons. The record is from RefSeq and is a predicted model, not a curated record. The coding region runs from base 1 to 819 and encodes 272 amino acids. Lineage: Eukaryota; Fungi; Ascomycota; Sordariomycetes; Magnaporthales; Magnaporthaceae.
AUGUCUGCCCCAGCGCUGACGGAAACGACCCGCCAGGUCGCCCUGGUGACGGCCGGGAGCGCCGGUCUCGGGGCGGCGGCGGCCCGGCUCUUUGCGGCCAACGGCAUGCGCGUCGUCGUCAACUAUUGUCACAACAAGGAGCGGGCUGAGGCUCUGCUGGCCGAGCUGCUCGAAUUAUCGCGUCGGACCUGGAACCGGCAGCCAGGAGACACGGGCGACAACGGCAGCCAGCAGCCGCCCGACUUCCUGCUCCUGCGCGCCGACCUGGCCAGCCGGGAUCAGGUGCGCGCUCUCGUCGAUGACACCGUCUCGGCUAUGGGCAGGCUGGAUGCCAUAUUCUCCAACCAGGGCUGGACUCAGAUUCGGGACUGGACCUCGCUCGACGACAGCGCCGUCGAGGACGACUGGGACCGUUGCUUCAACAUGAAUGUCAAGAGCCACCUCUGGCUGCUGCAGGCGGCCAAGAAGCACCUGGAGGAGACCGAGGGCUGCAUGGUUGUCACCUCGUCUCUGGCCGGAAUCAGGCCUGGAGGGAGCUCCUUGGCCUAUUCGGUAACUAAAGCCGCACUGAACCAUUUGGUCAAAGGCCUCGCCGUUAUCGCCGCCCCAAAGAUUAGAGUGAACGCCGUGUGUCCGGGGCUCAUGCUCACAGAAUGGGGCAUGAAGUUUCCACAAGAAAUCCAAGACAAGAACAUAGCUCAGACGAAGCUGAAGCGAGUUGUGACCCCAGAGGAAACGGCAGAGCAAGUGCUCUGUUUCGUCAAGAGCAAGGGAGUGACGGGCGUGAAUGCUAUCAUCGAUGCUGGGUGGUCGCUCUGA